Molecule: messenger RNA, 1347 nt
Organism: Rhizophagus irregularis DAOM 181602=DAOM 197198
Lineage: Eukaryota; Fungi; Glomeromycota; Glomeromycetes; Glomerales; Glomeraceae
Source: RefSeq, a predicted model, not a curated record
UUACAAUGACUUUAAAAUUUUUGGAAGAGUUAUCUAAUGAUUAUGAUAAACUUUUUGAAACAAAAAUAGGAUAUGAUGUUGUCAUCUAUGCAGGAGAAGAACAAAACAUUAAAGAAAUUCAUGCUCAUUCAAAUAUUUUGUGCAUUAGAUCAAAAUAUUUUCGUACAGCAUUUUCUAAUGAGUGGGCUGAAAAAGAAGAUGGAAAAUUUAUUUUUAGAAAACCAAAUAUUUCACCUCACUUAUUUAACAUAAUUCUAAGUAUUUAUAGUGGAAAUAUUGAAUUGAAAAAUUUACAAGGAUCAGAUAUAUUGAAAUUAUUGAUAGCCGUGGAUGAACUUAAUAUUCAACAAUUAAUUCCUCAUAUCCAAGAAUAUCUUAUUAAACAUCAAACUGAAUUUUUAUAUCAAAAUCCAAUUGAUAUUCUUGAAAUUAUUUAUCAACAUGAAACAUUUACAGAUUUGUGGAAUUUUUAUCUUAAAGAACCCAAAAUUUUAUUUAAUUCUGAUAAAUUUAUUAACUUAAAAGCUCCAUUAUUGGAAUUAUUGUUAAAAAGAGAUGAUUUAAAUAUGGAUGAAAUUGAAAUUUGGGAAGGUUUAUUGAAAUGGUGUUUUUCUCAACAAAAUAUUGAUAAUGAUCCGAUAAAAUGGAGUAAAGAUGAAAUUACGAAAAUUGAGAGGUCGCUAAGUAGAUUUAUUCCACUAAUUAGAUUUUAUGAUAUCGAAGCUAGAGAUUUCUUUUAUAAGGUUUAUAAUUAUAAGGAUAUCUUACCACAAGACUUGAUUCAUGAUCUUUUAGAAUUUCAUAUCGUUCCCGACAUGAAACCUAAAACUAAUGUAUCACCACCAAGAAAACCAAAUUUAAAGUUUAUACUUGAUUCAAUCUUAAUUCACUCAAAUUAUAUUCCUCUUUUUGCUUCAUGGAUUGAUAGAAAAGUUUCUUCACACUAUAAUAACAAAGAUAUUCCUUAUGAUUUCAAAUUAUUAUAUCAUUUAUCAGGUCAGGAUGAAUUUAAUGCUGCAUCAUUUCAUAGAAAUUGUGAUAAUAAAGGACCUACUAUUUGGGUAGCAAAAGUUCGAGGUUCAUCACAAUUAAUUGGAGGAUAUAAUGGAUAUAAUCCACAUGAUUGGAGCGGAAGUGAUAGUGAUGAUUUUCUAUUUAGUUUUACAAAUGGAAAGAAUAUUUCUACUGUUAACUUAAGUUAUAUUAAACAUCCAGGACAUGAUUUUAUAUGGUCAGAUGGUGAUAAUGUUAGUGCUAAUUACUAUCCCAAUAUAGAUAUUCCAAGUGGUUUUAAUUUUAUAUUAGAUAACUAUGAAGUAUUCCAAGUAAUUAAAAAAUAAAAAUAAA